Molecule: messenger RNA, 1465 nt
Organism: Labeo rohita (rohu)
Lineage: Eukaryota; Metazoa; Chordata; Actinopteri; Cypriniformes; Cyprinidae
Gene: adat3
Product: adenosine deaminase tRNA specific 3
Exons: 1
Coding region: 1-1017 (338 amino acids)
Cellular component (GO): nucleus; cytoplasm
Molecular function (GO): tRNA-specific adenosine-34 deaminase activity
Source: RefSeq, a predicted model, not a curated record
AUGGAGCCACAAGCCAAAAAAAGAAAAGAAAUGGACAAAUGUGACACUUGGGAUGUUCUUCCAGUUCUCUCUGAUGAACAGUCUCGGGACACUGAAUUGUUGGCAGCCUACGCAGCACCCAUCAUCGAGAAAAGACAAACAUCUCGCCUGGUCAAAGAGCUUUCCCAGAUCCAUCCUUUACCCAGUCUGCAACACAUAAAAAGAGUGAGAGCUUGCAAAGACAAAAGCACUCCUCAUCCUUUAGAGGUCAUUGUGUGCUUAGCCAGUGAUGUGCAGGUCACAGACUGCAAAGGUGUUAUGCUUACUGAUCUGAUUCCCUCACAGUCUUUUGACUCCAGUGGUUUAGGAGUGCCUUUCCUUGUCAAAAUACCUGCCAAUCCUCCACUGACUAGACCACAGUUUGAAAAAGCAAGUAAACACUGGCCUACCUCAUUUCACGAGGAUAAACAAGUGACGUCUGCUCUGAGAGGCCAGUUAUUUACUGCCGAUCAGAAGGCUAAAAUGCAGGAGUACAUGACGGCAGCUGUACAGGCUGCAAAAUCAGGCGAGGAGAUGGGAAUGGAUGCGGUGGGCGCUGUGAUUGUUGACCCAGAAUCUGAGCAGAUUGCCGCAGUGGCUCAUGACUGUAAGCGCGGCUCUCAUCCGCUCCAUCAUGCUGUCAUGGUCUGUAUUGAUCUUGUGGCCUGUGGGCAAGGAGGAGGCACCUACGAUUACGAGAAAUAUCCAGCCUGUUGGUUUAACAGCUCUGAGACAUUUAGGAACGCCUGCAAUGGCAAAGAGAACGGUCUGCCUUAUAUCUGCACCGGAUAUGACCUUUACGUCACUCGGGAGCCGUGCGUGAUGUGUGCAAUGGCUUUGGUUCAUUCAAGAAUCAAUAGAGUGUUUUAUGGAGCAACCUCUGCAGAUGGUGCCUUGGGAACCAAGUAUAAAAUUCACUGCCAAAAAGAUUUAAAUCAUCACUUUGAAGUGUUUAAAGGGGUGAUGUUAAAUGCAUGUGAGGCUUUAGAAAAAAAGUAAUUUUUUUUUAUAAUUAGAGAGAAUAUUACAUUGACAUUUAUGAUGACAUUUUAAUUGUUUUUACAUUUCUAACUCCAGCCAAAUGUUUUUUUUAUUAAUUUGUUUUUAUUUUUAUUUUAAGAUAGGACCAUAAUAAAAAGUAUAGAAGGGAAACUGGAUUGCUGUGUACUUUUAAAUAUAAUAUUCGAUUAACAGACAAUCAAAGCAUGUGUCUUAUAUAUACACUACCAGUCAAAAGUUUUUGAACAGUAAGAUUUUUAAUGAUUUUUAAUCAUUUAUUUGAUCCAAAAUACAGCAAAAGCUGUAAUAUUGUGAAAUGUUUUUACUAUUUAAAAUGACUUUCUAUUUGAAUAUAUUUUAAAAUGUAAUUUGUUCCUGUGAUCAAAGCUAAAUUCUUAGCAAAUAUGCUGAUUUGCUCUUCAAACUUUUUUUUUUUAUUAUUAUCAAU